[Candida] anglica is the source of this 2326-nucleotide messenger RNA. The record is from the annotation of a GenBank genome assembly. NCBI's taxonomy places the organism in Eukaryota, Fungi, Ascomycota, Pichiomycetes, Serinales, Debaryomycetaceae.
UUAACUGUUCCGGUUCUCUAGCUUGUCCUGCUGAAUCCGGUCUGCUUGUACUUUGCUCCAUCCAUUCUAGUUUUGUCUUUGUCCGUACAUUCCGGCAAAUUGUGUCUAACUAGUAAUCUAAUCUAAUCGCCCACCCAAUCCAUAUAGAAGGACAAAAAUUCAUUGAGAUAGAGAUAAUCUAACCAGGUAUCAAGACGUAUUUUUAAUCAUGGGCACUUUCAAGAACACAGAAAGACGUGCCUCCAUUGCAGAGAGAAGACCAAGUACUUCCUACACCCCGUCUGUGAUCCCCCACUUAGCUGGCCUAGAAAAACCACAAGAUCAUAGUUUGAAAUUAGAUCAAUGUGAUGUUUUGGUGUUGGGAACUGGACUUAGUGAAAGUAUCUUGGCAGCUGCCCUUUCGUGGCAAGGUGUCGAGGUCCUACACGUUGACAACGGCACAUAUUAUGGAGACCUGUCGUCAACGUUGACCAUUGACCAAAUGAAGAAAUGGUGUUCUGACGUCAACCAUAACAAGAUUAAACACUUUAAAGAUGCCCAAAUCUAUAUCCCUGGAGGAAAGUCUACCAAUAAGUUCAACAGUAAAGACUAUGGUUUGGAUUUGACCCCAAAAGUUAUGUUUGCCCAAUCAGAUUUGUUGACCCUUUUGGUCAAGUCAAGAGUUUACAAAUAUUUAGAAUUCCAAAGUUUGAGUAACUUCCAUAUCUUUGAAAAUGAUGAUUUUAAUAAGAAAAUCUCUAAAACAACAAAGGGAGAUAUUUUCACUGAUCAAUCGUUAUCAUUGGUUACAAAGAGAUAUUUGAUGAAAUUUUUAAAAUUUGUUCUUCAAGAUAAUAAUGAUGAAGCUAAGGUAAAAUUGAUCAAGGAUAAUGCUCAAGUACCAAUUGAUGAGUUUUUAGCUCAACAAUUCCAUUUGGAACCUCCUCAAAUUUCAGAAUUAACCUAUUCUAUUGGGUUAUGUAGUAAGUCUAAGACUAGAACUCCAGAAGCAUUAUCAAGAAUUAAAAGAUUUUUAGUAUCAUUUGAUGUUUAUGGGAAUUUCCCAGUAAUGGUUCUGAAAUACGGAGGCCCUGGUGAAAUCUCUCAAGGGUUCUGUCGUAGUGCUGCUGUUGCCGGAACUGUCUACAAGUUAAACACUUCAUUGGUUGACUUUGACCCUCAACUGAAGGUUGCCAAGUUUAACGACGGAAGUCAUGUAAGAAUAAAGGAAAAAGUUGUAAUUUCUCCUACCCAAAUUCCUAAAUUUUUACAGUCUAGUUACACUGAAUUGACCAAUAAAUUGAAUCUUAAGACAUAUGAUGUCACCAGAUUGAUUUCUAUUGUCAAGAGAGAUUGUAACGAAUGGAUGUCAGAACAUGAAUCAUCAGCAAUUGUUGUGUUCCCACCAAAAUCCUUACCAACUGAGAACAACGAAUCUGUUCAAGUGAUUAUUCAAAAUGGGAAAUCUGGAGUUUGUCCCGAUGGACAAGCCAUUUGGUAUUCUCAUACUACAGAACCAGAUCAUUCCAAGGCAAAGGAAGAUUUACAAGCUGCUUUUGAAAAGAUGGAAAGUUCAUUAUUACGUGAAUCUUCUUCUGAUUUGGAAGAUGUUUUGGACGAUAAAGAUUUCAUUCUUAGUGCUCAGGGCACUCCAGUUUUAGUUAAUUCCUUUAAAUUGGGCAAAUCUUUGGCUAACUUUGUUCCAAAGGACAAGUUAGAAAUUGUUUGUAAGAUUGGUUAUGUCCAAGAAUCCUUCCUUAAAUCUGACUUAUCGAAUAUUCUUAACCCAACCAGCACUAAUAACAUUUCCGCUGCAACCUUACCUGACUCAGAAGAGAUAAUAUUUACAAACAUGCCAUCUGCUGAAUUGAGUUAUGAUGGAAUUGUUAGUGAAUGUAAAUUAUUAUACUCAAGAAUUACAGGAGCGGAAGAGGACUUUUUCGACGUGGACUUUGAAGAUGAAGAUGAUGAAUAUACUCAAUCCAACAACCUGUCCUCCAAUGCACAUGACCUGUCUGCAAAGAACAAUACGGAUAAUGAACAUGCCAUUGCUGAUAGUGACGAAGAUGACGUACACCAUGAACCAUUUGGAGCAAGUGAAAUGGAAUUGUAAUUUUCUCGGACCCCCCAGAGUAUAAUAGAGCAGAGCAAUUCAUGAGGAAAGCUUUGAAGAAAUUCACCGCGUGUAAUUCAUACCAUUGACCCUAUGCUUAUAAUGCCACUCUUACCACUCUGUGACACUCAAACCCUCUAAUCCUUGAACCUCAAGCUUAGGCUUAUGAAAUCACCAUUAAUAUUCUUCCGAUCAACGGGUCAGAUACCUUUUUUGUUCGCUUAUUUAUUUACC